UCUAGGCUGGCUGUGGUUAAAGAGUUGCUCUUCUGUUUCUGUAAGGAUCUAUGACUGCAGUCGACUUGACUGCGAAAGAAACGCAACUUCAGGCAACCAGCCCAUGAGCCAUGAGCCAGCCCAUGGAUCUAGUAAACUGAGACAGGAGUAACACAAGUGUUUGUUUUGAAUGGAACUAUGAGCGUAACUGUUACGUUUUGUGCAGUUCAUUAUGUUGUCAAAACAAAAGCGAGUCUCUUCACUAUCUGCACGGUGUGAGAACCAGAUUUUAGGAAACGACCAUGCAUAAAGACUCCUGCCCUGAGUUCGACUCGUCAUCCAGCUGCGGCGCAUCAUCUUCGGACGGGGACACCCCUGGAUGCAACCAGCAGCCUGAAGCGCGUUUAUCAGAGAACAUAUCCGAGGACACUAGCAACAGUGGGACAGACUCUGUAGUGCCCACAGCCCGAACAUUCUCCACCCGCGGCAAAGCCAAGUCCUACGGCGCCACCCAGUCGUCUUCCUCGGCAGGUGCAUUCAAGGCGAAGUUCUCCAAGAAGAGACAGAAGGAGCAGCUCUCUAAAGAGGAGGAGGAACGGAGGAGGAUCAGGAGAGAGAGAAACAAAAUUGCUGCAGCAAAAUGUCGCAACAGAAGGAAGGAACUAAUAGACACACUCCAAGCAGAAACAGACCUACUGGAGGACGAGAAGACAUCACUCCAGAGAGAGAUAGCUGACCUGCUAAAGGAGAAGGAGCGACUUGAGCAGGUUUUAGCAUCUCAUGAAUCUUCAUGCAAACUGUCUAUGAAUGACAGCAGUGAGGAAGAGUCUGAAGACUGUCCAUGCUCUCCACUGCCACAAUCCAUGCUAGACAAUGUAAAAAAUUCAAAAACUAACAUGGACAGUGUUCCUUGUAGUCCAACAACUGCCAUUUUGGGAAACUCCAACAUCCUCCUGUGCUCCAGUGCAGAGGAAGAUGCUCUUGAUUUGGAGGGAGAUGAUUUGGAUGACCUUGUGCCUACUUUAGAGAUGGAGGUACUGUCAGAAACCACAGCAUCCGUGCCUGACAUAGAUAUGGGCACUCCAUUCUGUCAGUCAGAUUGGGAAACCCUGUAUAAGUCUGUGGCCAAUGACUUUGACUCUCUCAGCACGCCAGUCAUGUCUUCCAGUCCCACUUGUAGCAAUUACCGCUCUGUGUUUUCCUUUAAUUACUCAGAGAUUGUUUCUUUGGCUGAGAGCUGUGAGAGUCUCAAAGGAGGUGCAUCUGAUUUCACAAAAGAUCUACACUCUCCAACGCUACUUGCUCUGUGAGCUUAAGAACUGAUGCAAUAUGUACAUAGAUUUUAACCAGCCAACAAGCUUGUGUAGAGGAUUGGGGACAUUUUGAUUUUGUGCUAAAAGUUAACUUAAAGAAAAUGAUAUAGUUGUUACUGUAACAUGGUUGAUUACUUCCAUUCUACUGGUAUAAUGCUGAGUUUGUACUGGUAACAAUGCAUGCAAAAACGUCCUUUCUAAUAUGAAGUGGUAUUAUGACUAUAUAAAAGUGAAGUAAAGCCAAAUAAUGCAAGAUAAUUGUUAAUGUAAUGUGUAAAAAUGUGCAUUUUCUAUGGUUCUCUGUGUCACUUGUUUGUCUUUUCUGUAUGUGUCAUGUAUUAUCAAUGUGUACACUACAGUAUUUUAUGACAUGGUUUAUUUUUUUUAUUGUUACUUACAUGUUGCAAAU
Boleophthalmus pectinirostris (great blue-spotted mudskipper) is the source of this 1701-nucleotide messenger RNA. RefSeq names its product protein c-Fos-like. Gene Ontology annotation, molecular function: DNA-binding transcription factor activity, RNA polymerase II-specific; RNA polymerase II cis-regulatory region sequence-specific DNA binding. Gene Ontology annotation, biological process: regulation of transcription by RNA polymerase II. Lineage: Eukaryota; Metazoa; Chordata; Actinopteri; Gobiiformes; Gobiidae. Gene Ontology annotation, cellular component: nucleus. The coding region runs from base 282 to 1289 and encodes 335 amino acids. The record is from RefSeq and is a predicted model, not a curated record. The transcript has 6 exons.